Messenger RNA from Thalassophryne amazonica, 1794 nucleotides. Its product is annotated as cleavage and polyadenylation specificity factor subunit 7-like. The record is from RefSeq and is a predicted model, not a curated record. Gene Ontology annotation, cellular component: mRNA cleavage and polyadenylation specificity factor complex. Lineage: Eukaryota; Metazoa; Chordata; Actinopteri; Batrachoidiformes; Batrachoididae. Gene Ontology annotation, molecular function: mRNA binding. Gene Ontology annotation, biological process: mRNA alternative polyadenylation.
AAAAAGCAAAAAAAAAAAAAAAGGAAGCGUAAAACACGAACCGCCGAGGUGUGCUUAUACUAAUGAAUGUGUGCAUGUGCGAGGUGCGCUGAAAAUAAAGUAAAGUAAAGCAAAGCAAAGUGGCCGCGGUGUGGUCGGGCCCGCAGGAUGAAGGCUGCGCGACCGACCGUUUUAUCCAACCGCGAUUGCAUUAACAUUUACGACAAUCAGACCCACAAAGACAAGGAUGACGUUGAGACAAGUGAACUAUAUGAUGCUGUUCUGACUGGGGCUGUCAACCAGGAAAAAAAACUUCCCACAAAAGCUUCCCCUCCUGUUCAGGAGUCACCAGCUAAGCAAGAAAACAGUCAGCCAGGACCAAUAACUAAACAAGGAACAAGGUCUUUAAGGCAACUUUCUUUAUAUGUUGGCAAUUUUCCAUGGUGGACAUCUGAUACAGACAUUUUCUGCUUGGCCAAAAGCUUGGGUGUGAACACCAUAACAGAGAUUAAAUUUGCAGAGAACAAAGUUAAUGGCCAGUCACGAGGCUAUGCAGAAGUAGUGGUGUCUUCUGAAGACUCACUGAAAGUAUUGCUGGAGAAAAUCCCACAGUGUGAACUUCAUGGAGAGAGGUUGAAUUGUCGCUUUGCUACUCAGCAGAACCUCAGUGUGUUUGAGGAUGUAGCAAAUAAACGUUUGCCUCUUCGGGAUAAUUCAAAAGAUUCAAAGGACUCUAAUUCUACAACAGUGGAGGCCGCCCCACAAGUUCAGUCCUCGUUUCUUCCUCCACCUCCAUUUGUAAACAGGCCCCCUGUUGUACCCAGCCCUUUUUUUGGUCAGCCACCUCCCCCUUUCCCGCAUAUACCAAUACCACUAAACAUCCCUCCUCCUGUGCUUCCCCCAAUUAUUCCCUCCCCGCCUCUUAUCACUACCCAGCCAGCGCCUAGUCUGCAUAUAAAUCCAGCGUUCUUCACCCCAGCCCAGGACAGUCACAGCACUCGAACCUACAGUCAGCAGAAUAGUGAUGGAGAGUUUGGAGAGUUAAUGAACAGAAACAAAGCUAUUGCCAGCAGUGCUAUUACCAAGGCCGUGUCUGGAGCAACUGCUGGAGACCUACGGAUGGCUAUGGAGACACUUCUAACUGCCAUUGCUAUCAUUAAGCAGUCCAGAGUGUAUGGAGAUGAGCGAUGCCAAGCCCUUGUCACAUCACUCAAAGACUGCCUCAUUUCCAUCCAGGGCAACUAUGGGUACAGGAGUAGCAGUGGUUCGAGGGAGAGAGAAAGGGAGCGGGACAGGGGACGGGACAGAGAGCGAGACAGAGAGAGAGACAGAGAGCGAGACAGAGACCGCGAAAGAGAGGAUUCAUAUGGCCGAGAAGCUGCAGGAAUGUCUCGACGGCACCGAGAGCGUUCAUGGAGUUGGGAGAGGAACAGGGAGCGCACGGGGGAGCGAGACAGGCACAGAGAACACAGAGAUCGAUACCGCUAGAUUGACUUGGUCUCCUGUCAUGGGGAAGCAACCAGAAGACGGGAUUUCUGCACCAAUUUGUAUGUAAUAUGGAGGAAUCUGUGUUGAGAUUUAAGUGUAUUUCUAAAACGGUAACAUAUAAUUUUAAAUUUUUUUUUUUUUUCCUUUUACCAGUAGUCUGUGAGCACACGGAACGUUCAUCUGUUGAGAAAAGUUGAGAAAGUCUGUUGAGAUUUGUUGCUGGGACAACAGAUUUUAAAGCUUGCAUGCGUAGGACACCUUAAAACCUGUCAUACAGUGUAAUGUUUCAUCACUUUUCUUUUGUAUUAAAUCAACAUUCCCUGAAAA